AUGUGGAGAAUGAAUAAUCAAGGAGUACCCGCUAAUCCUAUCAGAGGAGAAGUAGGUGAUGGUGUUGGGUUACAGCCUCCAAGGGUUGGUGAUGAGAAUAAUCACGUUCAAGCUGAGAAUCUAUUGAGAGAUGAAGUGCAGGUAUAUGAUCAACCAGGGACAAGACUGCAUGAUAACUAUAGGGUCAACUUUAAUACUGCUGAUUAUGACGGACCUAUUGUCCUACCUCCUUUACCGUCGAGACAUACAUUUGUGGUUACUAGCAGUUUGAUGCAGAUGCCUAUAGCGAGGGGCUUGUUUGCGGGUGUGGCAUCGGACGAUCCACAUGCUCACAUAGCCAAGCUAAGGAGUGUUUGCAAAAUUUUUGUGGGUCGAUCGGACCUGGACAUGGAUGUUAUUGGAUUGCGAGCGUUCCCUCUAUCGUUGACCGGCGAUGCUACUGUGUGGUUUAAUGUGCUUCCUUAUAAUUCAAUCUACACAUGGAACCAAUUGAGAGAUGCGUUCCUAGCAAGAUUAUUUCCAGUGUCCAAGAAGCUGAGCCACACAGAUAAACUCAAUAAUUUUGUAGCACUACCUGGAGAGUCUGUGAGUAGUUCUUGGGACGGGUUCACUACUUUCAUAAGAGGUGUUCCGAAUCACCAUAUUGAUAAUGAAUCGCUAGAGGAAUAUUUCUACCGAGGUCAAGAUGACAAUAGUAAGGCAGUGCUUGAUACUAUCGCUGGGGGUUCAUAUGGUGAGUACACUUUUGAGCAGAUUGCGGAAAAACUAAAGAAGAUCUCUUGGAACAAUAAAGCUUGGCGCACUAGAAAGUCGGAUAUUGAGAGGAACACAUUUGUCGUUCAAGCUACAAACAACCAGUCGGUAGAUGAAAUUCUUGAGGAGAUGGCUCAGAUAAGGACCGAACUGGGGUUGGUGUUGAAGCAUGUGAGCGGAGGUGCAGAGAAGGUAAAUGUAGUGAAUUAUUUGACUAGAGAUCCACCACCGGUCGAGGAGUGUUACUAUGAAGAAGAUACUUAUACGGUGAAUGAUCAGAUGGUGGGUUUCCGACCAAACACUCAAGGUUCCAAUACGGAUAAUUGUCGCCAAGGUCAAGGAAACCAAGGUCGGAACUAUGGCAACUACAUUCAAAAGUGUCAAUAUGUCCGGGAUGGGAACUACAAUCGCGACAACAACUAUAACUGGAACAACUAUGGUAAUGGGAAUGAGAAAGUUAGGCCCUAUGUCCCUCCUAGGAACAGGGAAUCUGGCAAUAGGGAAGCUAUGGGUAGUAUGUCGUACGUUGAAGAGAUGAUGCAAAAGAUGUUGAAGAAGUUUGACACUACUGAUCAGAAUGUGAAAGAGAUGCACACUAAGUUGUCCGAAAUUGGCCAGAAAGUUGAUGCCCAUGCAGUGUCGAUAAAGCAACUUGAGCAGCAGUUUAGUCAGUUGUCUGCUACUAUGAAUACACGCAAAUCGAGCAUGCUUUCCAACAACACCAUCCAGAAUCCGAAGAAUGAUGGGCAUUGUAUGGCAAUCACAACUCGCGGAGGAAAGUGGACUAUUGAUCCCCCCAUGACAUCCGAUGUAGAAAGAGUGGUAGAAAUAGAUGGUGAUAAGAUUGAGAUUACCGAAGAGACUAAAAAUGCCACAGAGAAGGAAGCAGAGAUAGCCCAAAAGCUUGUUCCGAUGCCUAGACCUCCACCUCCUUUCCCACAGAUGUUAGUGCAGAAGGCUGAAGAAGGAAAGUACCGCAAGUUCAGAAUUAUGUUGAAACAACUUUCCAUCAAUGUCCCUUUGAUAGAAGCAUUGGAGAAAAUGCAUGGUAUGCAAAGUUCAUGA
Solanum tuberosum (potato) is the source of this 1818-nucleotide messenger RNA. RefSeq lists its product as uncharacterized. The transcript has a single exon. The record is from RefSeq and is a predicted model, not a curated record. NCBI's taxonomy places the organism in Eukaryota, Viridiplantae, Streptophyta, Magnoliopsida, Solanales, Solanaceae. Bases 1 to 1818 code for a protein of 605 amino acids.